AUGGCAUCCUAUUUCUCCCUUCCUGCAACUCUCAAUCCUCCUCUGACUGGGCGCGACGCCGUGGCCGACGCCAUGUACCGUUGCGCCGUGGCUUGGGACACGAAUGACCAAGCUCUCUUUGAUUCAACUUUUUUGCCCGACGGUGUCUUUCUGGUCAACGGCCGUGCCAUGACUGGUCUGUCUGAGAUCCACAGCACCGGACUUGCUCUCAUCUUUGCCGUCGACACCACGCACUUCGUUACUAAUUUGCGCGUUUCCAUGAAAGUGGGAGCCGGUGAGACCGCAGGAGCAGCUGGCGACGAGAAGGAGGCUAGGCUGACUGCUACCGUUUUCGUUCAACAUUUUGCCGGUGGGAAGGGUAUGGAAGCGGACCAGCCCAGCCUGAUGUCUGGAAGUCUGUAUCGCGGAGAGCUAGUUGAGGAUGUUGAUGGGUUGUGGAAGUUUAAGCGUUUGGCAAUCAAGGCUACUUGGGUUGAAGGCGAUUGGGGUGUUGUUGGAGGUAAAUUCCAUGAAGUCAAGGAGUGA
Clonostachys rhizophaga is the source of this 525-nucleotide messenger RNA. NCBI's taxonomy places the organism in Eukaryota, Fungi, Ascomycota, Sordariomycetes, Hypocreales, Bionectriaceae. The record is from the annotation of a GenBank genome assembly.